GAGCUGAAGGGAGAGCUGGAGUAAGACUGUGAAGAAAGACGGCAGGAGGGGAAAGAAGGUGGAGAGAGAGAGAGAGAGAGAGAGAGGUGUACUGUAGCUCCAUAAGCUUCCUUCCUCAGACAAAUCCUACAGGAGCAGUCAGUCUGCCGAAAGUGGGAGAGAGCGAGAGCGAGAGCACGGGAACGUCAGAGUUGGAAGACAGAGUUGGUCCUGGUUUUGCACCCUGUGCUCGGAGCAGAUGGCAUGGCAAAGUGAAGCGCUCUCGUAGUGUGUUGUCUUCAGCUGCUGCAAGGCUGUGACCGCUGUACGUGCCGGAAGAUUGAGAUGCAGAGCAUUGUGGGAACAGCAACCUCAGGAACGUGACCAACCCACAAUUCCUGCUCCAGACAUUACCAACCAUCUUCAGGCUUAUUGUUGGGCAACCAGAGUGUACAACUCAGGAGAGUGUCUUUACGCAACUAUUAAAGGCGAUUGAGAUCAUUUCAAUAGUCUGAGUGUUUAUGCUUGUGUUUGUGUGCGUGAGACCGUCUCUGACCUGUGGGGAGUCCUGGAGUCCUGUUACACCGAUAGCCACCCCUUAUGCAUGUUUCAUUUGCUGGGAGGAGAACAGAGCCUUCCUUUGUCAUCUAAUACGUCCAAUCCACCAGCUGUAGGCCUCAAACACUCCCAUCAGUUUUACUCACCUGCACCAGUUUGUCCAUCCAAACACCAUCAGGUGCCCUUUGUCAGUUCCUUGAGUAGCUAAAACAAGAAGGAAAGAGACCCGGAUUCUCAAGCGAUCAUCAAGAAAGGAUUCUGUAAAGAAAUUCAGCACAGGACUGGAUGUUCGACUUUUGACCGAAGUACAUUUUGUGCUCAGGCAUUCAGAUAAGUCUUUUAAAAGACGCUCAGGAUCAACUUAGCACCUCCGUUUCCUCUUGAAUCUUUAAUCCGGACAGCUCGGCAGUUAACCUCUCGCCAUCCCUGGGACCGGGGUACGUCUCAAUUUAGCAUCUUAACGGUGAUCACAGCGGCAGGGGUGGUGAGUUUGGAGCAUGACGGACACGCUUCGACCGCCAUCCCUCCAGGUGCACGUCCCUCGGGACGAUCCCAGCCAUGGAGAGGAGGAGGGUGGUAGCGGAGGCGGUCAUGACAGCCUCGUCUGGUCUAGCUCAUCCACCCCCACCCUGCGGCGCCGACGUUUUAAGAUGAAACGAAUGAAAAAGCUGCCCAGCGAGCGGGAGCGGCUUGAAAACGGGCUACUGCGGCAUCCUGGAUCACGCUCGGCUUCCAAAGAGUACCUUCAGCUGCCCUCCAUCGAAAUCACGCCGUCUAGCGACGAGGACGCGGCCUGGUCCAACAGCUCCACCCCGAGUGCCUCGCCCCGGCGUAAACGCUUCCUGCUUCGCAAGUGGCUGAAGGUGCGAGAGAGGAAGGAGCAAGGCAGUGAGAGCAGCAGUCAGCAGAGUAGUCAACAGAGCAGCCAGCAGAGUAGCCAUGACGACGAUUCCAGCCGCUUCCUGACUCCCUCCAUCCGUGAGGACAGGGCUGACAGCGGAGCAGACAAGUGUAGCACUGCCAGUAACUCUAACCGGAGUUCCCCUGCUUGCUCUCCGGUUCUGCGGAAGCGUUGUCGCUCUCCGACUCUGCAGAACGUCGAGACAGACAACAUGGUGGAGAAAGGCUCGGAACAGUCCGACACAUCCAAGUCCCCCUCCACUCCUGAGCAGCUGGUCACACGCACCUUCUCCGGUCAGUCCACACGCAGCGGGGGCAAGAACUCCAAGUCUCACAAGCGACUUUCCAAAAAAAGCCAGAGCUGGUACAACCAUGAGAGACAGCACAUUCUCAGAGUCCUCAGUCCAACGUAUAAGCAGCGUAAUGAAGACUUCAGGAAACUCUUCAAGCAGUUGCCGGACACAGAGCGUCUUAUUGUGGACUACUCCUGCGCUCUACAGCGGGACAUUCUCCUGCAGGGCCGCCUCUACCUCUCCGAAAACUGGAUCUGUUUUUAUAGCAACAUCUUUCGCUGGGAGACACUGCUUACAGUACGGCUGAAAGACAUCUGCUCCAUGACGAAAGAGAAAACGGCACGUCUUAUUCCCAAUGCCAUUCAGGUGUGCACAGACACUGAGAAGCACUUUUUCACAUCGUUUGGUGCUAGAGACAGGACUUACAUGAUGAUGUUCAGACUGUGGCAGAAUGCACUGCUGGACAAGCCCCUCUGCCCUAAAGAGCUCUGGCACUUUGUACAUCAGUGCUACGGCAAUGAGCUGGGCCUCACUAGUGACGAUGAAGACUACGUGCCGCCUGAUGAUGAUUUCAACACAAUGGGAUACUGUGAGGAGAUCCCGGCUGAGGAGAACGAGGUCAGUAAUGAUAACUCAUCCAAGAGCAGCAGUGAGAACAAACAAGACAACAGUUCACCUCUGACACAUAAGAGAUCCAUCACCCACUCCACCAUCACCUCCACCACACCUCCCAGCAGCACUGAUACACCACUGUCUUUUGACAUUGCAGCUGAGGAGUACACAGACUGCCUUGCUGAUGGAGAUCUGCUGCCACUCCCUCUGCUGGCUGAGGAGAGGAACAGCGAGCCGGCCAGUCCUCUGGACCCUGUGCCGCCACCCGCACUCGACUUCAACGACAACGAGGAUAUACCCACUGAUCUCAGUGAUUCCUCAGAAACACAUGAUGAAGGAGAUGAGGUUCAAGCAUUCCACGAGGAUCUGAAUGGCCGUCAGUACAUUAACGAGGUGUAUAAAUUCAGUGUCGAUAAGCUGUACGGCAUCCUCUUCACGGAGUCCCAGUUCAUGACAGACUUUAUGGAGCAGAGGAGAUUCACAGAUGUGGUGUAUCACCCUUGGAAGAAGGAGGAUGCUGGAAAUCAGACGAGAGAGAUCAUGUACACAAUCUCCCUGACCAACCCACUGGCUCCUAAAACAGCUACAGUUACUGAGACUCAGACCCUGUAUAAGGCCAGCCAGGAGAGCGAGUGCUACAUCAUCGAUGCGGAAGUCAUCACUCAUGAUGUGCCGUACCAUGACUACUUUUACACCCUAAACCGCUACAUGCUAACACGCGUGGCCAAGAACAAGUGUCGGCUGAGGGUUUCUACCGAACUGAGGUACAGGAAACAGCCAUGGGGGCUCGUGAAGGGCUUCAUUGAGAAGAACUUCUGGAGUGGGCUAGAUGAGAACUUUAAAAGCCUUGAGCUGGAAUUAGCAAAGAUGGAGGACGCUCUAAUGGAAAGCCACAGACUGUCUCCUAAAUCUAAAGCACUGAAGAACUCCACCCUGAGGCGGAGAAAAAGGGGUCUCACCCACCUUCGCACAGCCCAUCUAGAUGAGACUCUCAGCCCUGUUACCACGCCAACAGACGAGGAGGUCAUCCACCGCAUCAAACACGUGGCAGGUUCCACUCAGACAAGACACAUUCCUGAGCACUCGCCAGGGGGCGGGAUUUUCUGCAACCUCUCUAAACCAUUACUCAUCAUCAGCUUUGUGAUCUGUAUAAGUCUGGUGCUACUGGUGUUUUUGAAUGUGAUGCUGUUCUAUAAACUCUGGAUGCUGGAGUAUUCUGCACAGAGCCUCACCAGCUGGCAGGGCUUACGUCUACAUGAGAGUAAACUGCCACAGACACAGAUGGAAUGGGCACAGCUCCUGGAGUCCCAACAGCGGUACCAUGAUGCUGAGCUGCAGAAAUGGAGAGAGAUUAUCAAAUCUUCUGUACUGUUAUUGGAUCAGAUGAAGGAUUCCUUACUGAACCUACAGAAGGGUGUGGGACUGAGAGAUUACAACGCAGAUUCGGACGAGAAGAGGAGUCGAUAUUACUGACAGUUACCCUCCAGGCCACCAGGGAGCGCUGUGCAAUGUAGAGCCACGUAUAAGAACGAAAGGCAAAAAACAAAAGGGCCAUCUGUGCGUGUUUGACUAUGCAUACCAAACAGAAGAGACACUUGAUAGAGACAAGAAGAAGAAAAAGAGAUGGACCAGAUACUGCCAUCGGACGAUGCAAUUGGACAGUCAUCCCACAGGAAGUGGGGCCGUAUCUGUCCCGUGGAAUUGUGGGGCUGUUACAGUCCGAGUGGGCCCAUCACUUUUCCAGCUUUCUUUCAGGUUCUCUUUCUGAGGAUGUUACUGUACACUCCGGUCACAGGAACGGAACAGACAUGAGGAGGAGUGUCGGGAAAAUGAAGAGCAUGCUUUUUAUUUUUUAGCCCUCCUCUCUUUUGAAGUGUUUUUAUUGGUACAAAGAAUGAGAAAAAUGAUCUUUUUAGUUUGCUUUUGACCGGUAACAGCACAGCUGCCCUGUCCCUUUUCCGUUUUUUGAGAGCUUUUCCACAGGAAGUGGUGUGAUGAACGAGAUCAUUGAGCAUUAUGAAAUCUAGUUCACUCAUGCUGUAAUAUCAGGGCUGGUUUCCUUGAUAAUCCAGCGCUGGAAAGUUUCAUUCAAUGCUUAGUUUCUGCAAAAGGGCCAUUUGCGCUAAAAACAGAGACCUUGCAUUUCUGUGAAGCGUUAAACCAUUAUGCUAAUGUGUAUUUGCACCAGAGAAAGACUGUGAAAAGGGACACCGCAGACAGGAAGAUGGAUCAAACAUUUUUGAUUACUAAACUGUGAUAUCUCCUGAUUUAUUUGAAUAUGUAGGAAAAUAUAUGAAUAUGUUUGAAAUAUAUACUUCAUUUGAGAUUUAAUAUAUAUUUCAAUAUAUGUAGAGGUCAUUGCAGAUAUUUAUUGUUAAUUUAUGUACAUAGAACACUUAUCAAAGCUCUAGACGGAAAGAGUUUAUAAUUAUUAAACUGCGUUUUCUUCAGCAACACGCACAAGCACGUUUGAGACGUGUAUCGUGAUUUGAUCGGUGUCUAUUUUGGUGAAUGUAAGUGUGUUCGUGUGACGUUUUAAAUCAUUCCACUUAGCACGUCUUGUGUCUUCCUCCCGGCACAUGAAGCCAAACUGCCUUUUUCUUGCCCAGCAGCUCAAUCCACUGGGCGUCUGUUUACACAUCCGCCUGGCUUCAGAAAGCCGAGCGGUCUAAAAAACGACCAUAUAUCGGCUCGGCCCGAUCCCACGCAUGCACGCACGCUUUUCCUGCUGUGGCACCAUUCCUGUUUUUUAUUUCGUCUGAGGACAGUCUGGAAAAUACAGUGCCCUGCACAUAACAUGCAGGAAAAAAAUAGUAGGCUAAAUCAUGUGCAUGACUUAGGGUUUAAUAAGUCGUUCCCUCGAUUUAGUAAUCGUGCGCACGAUUUAGCAAAACAAGGGAACAAAAUAGUGAAUCAUGCGCACUAUUUAGCAACAUUUAGUGUUUUGGGACUCCCUCGAAAAUUAGAUGUUUCAUAUCAAGGGGCUGUCCUUCCAAUAAAUUCACUAUCCAUUCAAUAAAUUCAAAUUGAGGGCAAAUCGAUUUAGCAAAUCGAGGGAACAAAAUACUGAAUCGUGCGCACAAAUUAGCAAAUCGAGGGAGUGAAAUAGUGAAUCGUGCGCAUGGUUUAGCAAAUCGAGGGAGCAAAAUAGUGAAUCGUCCGUACAAAUUAGCAAAUCGAGGGAGCGAAAUACUGAAUCGUGUGCGCAGUUUAGAAAUCGAGGGAGUGAAAUAGUGAAUCAUACGCACGAUUUAGCAAAUCGAGGGAGUGAAAUAGUGAAUCGUCCGUACAAAUUAGCAAAUCGAGGGAGCGAAAUAGUGAAUCGUGUGCACAGUUUAGCAAAUCGAGGGAGUGAAAUAGUGAAUCGUGUACACGAUUUAGCAAAUCGAGGGAGUGAAAUAGUGAAUCGUACGCACGAUUUAGCAAGUCGAGGGAGCAAAAUAGUGAAUCGUGCGCACGGUUUAGCAAAUCAAGGGAGCGAAAUAGUGAAUCGUCCGUACAAAUUAGCAAAUCGAGGGAACGAAAUAGUGAAUUGUGUACAUGAUUUGGUGCACGGUUUAGCAAAUCGAGGGAGCGAAAUAGUGAAUCAUUCGCACGAAUUAGCAAAUAGAGGAAGCGAAAUAGUGAAUCGUGCGUACGAUUUAGCAAAUCGAGGGAGCGAAAUAGUUAAUCGUGCACACGAUUUAGCAAAUCAAGGGAGCGAAAUAGUGAAUCGUGCGUACGAUUUAGCAAAUCGAGGGAGCGAAAUAGUGAAUCGUGUGCACAGUUUAGCAAAUCGAGGGAGUGAAAUAGUGAAUCGUGUACACGAUUUAGCAAAUCGAGGGAGUGAAAUAGUGAAUCGUACGCACGAUUUAGCAAGUCGAGGGAGCAAAAUAGUGAAUCGUGCGCACGGUUUAGCAAAUCGAGGGAGCGAAAUAGUGAAUCGUCCGUACAAAUUAGCAAAUCGAGGGAACGAAAUAGUGAAUUGUGUACAUGAUUUGGUGCACGGUUUAGCAAAUCGAGGGAGCGAAAUAGUGAAUCAUUCGCACGAAUUAGCAAAUAGAGGAAGCGAAAUAGUGAAUCGUGCGUACGAUUUAGCAAAUCGAGGGAGCGAAAUAGUGAAUCGUGCACACGAUUUAGCAAAUCAAGGGAGCGAAAUAGUGAAUCGUGCGUACGAUUUAGCAAAUCGAGGGAGCGAAAUAGUGAAUCGUGCACACGAUUUAGAAAAUCAAGGGAGCGAAAUAGUGAAUCGUGCGUACGAUUUAGCAAAUCGAGGGAG
Megalobrama amblycephala (Wuchang bream) is the source of this 6600-nucleotide messenger RNA. RefSeq names its product GRAM domain containing 1Bb (gene gramd1bb). The coding region runs from base 1035 to 3815 and encodes 926 amino acids. Gene Ontology annotation, biological process: intracellular sterol transport. Lineage: Eukaryota; Metazoa; Chordata; Actinopteri; Cypriniformes; Xenocyprididae. The record is from RefSeq and is a predicted model, not a curated record. Gene Ontology annotation, molecular function: sterol transfer activity; sterol binding. Gene Ontology annotation, cellular component: endoplasmic reticulum membrane; plasma membrane; endoplasmic reticulum-plasma membrane contact site. The transcript has 25 exons.